UGUACCACGAAAGCGACCAUCAGACGCGAGUGCGCAACCACCAUGGUCUGGGUACCGCCCGAUUUGUCCGAAGCCUGUUCCGUCUACACCACGAUAACCACCUGUCAGACUCAGACGUUUCUGUUCUUGCAACUCGUGGCCCAUCUCUUUGGUUAUUCGGUGGACGACAAGUUUUCUCAGAAGUUUGCGUUCUCGGGGGGCGGCGGCGGCGGGGGUGACGACUUUUUCCACCCCUCGAGCUUUUUCACAGAUAAGGAUGCCGGUCAGGAAUACGACUUUAUUGUGAUCGGUGCAGGAAGUGCAGGAUGCGUGGUGGCUAACAGGCUGAGCGAGGAGAAACACUGGAAGGUUCUUCUCCUAGAAGCAGGCGAAGAGGAACCCGAAGUAGCUGACGUACCAGCGUUCGCUCCCACCCUCCAACAGUCCAGCAUCGACUGGGGCUAUAUGACUCAACCUUCUCCUCACAGCUGCCUGGCUCGAGCUAACGGCCAAUGUUCCUGGGCCAGGGGCAAAGUUAUGGGCGGAUCUUCGACGAUAAACUAUCUUAUCUACAUCCGAGGACACCCGAAAGACUACGACGAAUGGGAGGAGUUAGGCAACCACGGCUGGUCAUACCAAGACGUUCUCCCGUACUUUAUCAAAGCAGAGAAAAACAAAAACCCCGAGAAGAUAGAAAAGUACUAUCACGGUUUCGACGGGUACCAAGUAGUCGAGUAUUUCCCUUACCAGGACAAAGUUACCUUGUCGCUCGUUGAGGCGUAUCAAGAACUCGGACUAGAAUACGUCGACCAAAACGCCGACAGGACCCUCGGUACGAUGCUUCUCCAGCACACAACCAAAAACGGCGAGAGGAUGAGCACCAACAAGGCCUAUAUAAGACCGAUUAGGAAAGAGAGGGAGAAUCUCACGGUUCAAACUAGAGCUCACGUGGUUCGUAUCUUGAUAGAUCCGAAAACCAAGACCGCAUACGGCGUGGAAUAUUCUUCGAAGAACAAAUUAUACCGCGCGUUGGCAAGAAAGGAAGUAAUCUUGUCGGCGGGCUCGUUAAACUCGCCUAUUAUAUUAAUGUUGAGCGGUGUGGGACCUGGCGAUCAUCUGAAGCAGCACGGAAUCGAAGUUAUCAAAGAUCUUGCGGUUGGAUAUAACCUUCACGAUCAUACGACCAUAGAUGGAGUGGUCAUAGCGUUGAACAAUCACAGCUCGACGUCCGCCACAUUCGAGCAGCAGAAACAAGAUAUAUUUUACUUCAAAGAGCACCAAAGGGGCCCAUUGGCGUCUACCGGACCCUUGCAAGCGAACGCCUUCGUCCAAACCAAAUACGAACAUUCGUUUGAAAGACCUGAUAUCCAGUACUCUGUAGACUCCACCAACGUCGAUGAUUUCUUCACUGAUCCCAUUUUAACGGCUCAAACUAAAGUGACACCAUUACCCUACUAUAACGGUAUCAUGGUGAGGCCGAUUCUAAUGAACCCCGAGAGUAGAGGAGUGGUUAGAUUAAACGACACCGAUCCCAUUUUCGGCACGCCUCUGAUCCACCCUAACACUUUCUUCAAGGAAAUAGAUCUGCGUAGAAUAGUCGAAGGGAUCAAGCAGUGGUUGAAUAUGCUAAGUACCCACGCUAUGCAGAAGGUGGGGGCGGCUUUGGUUUCCACCCCUUUGCCGGCUUGCGCUCAUAUCAAAUUCGGUACCGACGAGUACUGGGCUUGUGUAGCGAUGUCUUACACGACCACCAUUUUCCAUCCGGUGGGUACAUGCAAAAUGGGCCCCCACGAAGACCCUCACGCGGUAGUAGAUCCGGAAUUAAAGGUGCACGGUAUCAAACAUCUCAGGGUGAUCGAUGGGUCGAUCAUGCCUAAAAUUGUGAGGGGCAAUACUAAUGCCCCGAUAAUUAUGAUCGGGGAGAAGGGUAGCGACAUGAUCAAGAAGACGUGGCUGAAGCACGCUCAUUACGAUUAUGCCCCCGAAGAGACAGGGGGUGAGUUUUACGACGCAGAGUUCUUCAAGUUUUAGCGGUGACAGUUUUACCAGUCCAGGUGUAAAUACUUUGUUUUCAAAGACGGCCAACCGCAGAGACAUCUAUCGGCUGACGUCAGGUUCUGCGGCGGUGCCAAAUUUUCGUUUAUUCCUUUAAAAUCCUUUCACCAUUAAUAUUUCGGUAGCGUUUGCGGAAAAUCGCAUUAAAUUUGGAAAAAUUAUAAAAUAAAAUUUAGUUUUAAGAAAUUUAUAUAAAUGGUACGUGGUAACUUGUCGAUUACCAGUGUAAGUUGGUGUUUCCGAAACAAUAAAUUUAACAUUUCCUUUAUUGGUUUGACGUGUUCGGUUAUUUUUUUUUAUUUAGUUUUUGUUUGGUGGUGUUUGAUGUCGCUCUAGUCAGCUCAGGUUUGUGAUGACGUGACAACAAUAUCCCAAAAAUCAAAUGUUUUUAAUUCCUUCCUCAUAAAUUAAGUAGAGAAUUUUUUUUAGGUACGCCAUAUUUCAGGAGCUAUUUAUUGUUAUUUUUUUCAACCCGGUUACGUAUUCAACUGUAGUACUCGCGUUAGACUUUAUUUAUACGAGCUGCCUGUUUUCUGUACGAAAUUAAUUAUUUCAUUAUUACUUAAUCUUUCCUUAAAACAUGUUCCAUAUAAAGUAACAAAUUUUUGUACAAUAUUUAAAAUAAAUGCUAUUAUUUUGUUACCCUAAA
Molecule: messenger RNA, 2683 nt
Organism: Cylas formicarius (sweet potato weevil)
Lineage: Eukaryota; Metazoa; Arthropoda; Insecta; Coleoptera; Brentidae
Product: glucose dehydrogenase [FAD, quinone]-like
Exons: 2
Coding region: 43-2010 (655 amino acids)
Molecular function (GO): oxidoreductase activity, acting on CH-OH group of donors; flavin adenine dinucleotide binding
Source: RefSeq, a predicted model, not a curated record